GCCCUACGUCGAUCCACGAUUGCACACGCGCAUGGUUAACUAAAACAAUAUUUUCUUCACUUUUAUCAUUCUUCCUAUGAUUGGCAUUACACUGUCUAAUUGUGUAAUACAACUUGUAUCGCUUUAUUUGGCGAGCUACUGAGUCUGCGCACUAGGGAGCAAUAAGGAACUCAACUAUCAUUCUAAUAAAAUCCCAUGCAGAGCUACGUGGUUGACACAAACACAGCUUGGCCAUUUUGAGUGAUCGAUUGUCAUUGAGUAACUUUACUUAGCUCGAUGUGCUACUAAAGGCUUCAUCUAACGCCAGAUCAAAUCAUCUCCGGGACAGGUACACACAUUGAAACGACCUAGAACUUGGAGAAAACCAUGCCGAAGCCGAGCGCUUCCAAGGCGACAGGGAAGACCCGCAGGUUCAUCAGUGGUGUGGUGGAAGGCUUUUACGGGCGACCAUGGACUAUGGAACAGAGGACUGAGCUUUUCCAAAGGGAGAAGAAGUGGGGUCUGAACACGUACCUCUACGCCCCUAAAGAUGACUACAAACACAGAAUGUACUGGAGGGACCUGUACUCACCUGAGGAGGCAGAGAAACUGGUUGCUCUGAUAACUGCAGCGAAGAAGAACGGAGUGGACUUCAUCUACGCCAUCUCCCCUGGAUUGGACAUCACAUUCUCCAACCCCAAAGAGGUUGCCACCCUGAAGAGGAAACUGGACCAGGUGAGUGGAUUUGGCUGCAGUUCCUUCUCCCUCCUCUUCGACGACAUCGAGACAGAGAUGUGUCCGGCGGACAAGCAGGCAUUCCUCUGGGACGCCUGGGACAGUUCCUUCUUCUGCCCCACAGAUUACUGUGCAGCAUUCUGCACUCCUAACGUCUCCCAGUCGGCCUACCUUCACACUGUGGGAGGGAACCUCCUACCUGGGAUUGAUGUUCUCUGGACAGGUCCUAAGGUGGUGUCGCACCACAUCACGGUAGAGUCCAUUGUAGAGGUGUCCUCCGUCCUGAAGAGGGCGCCGGUUAUCUGGGACAACAUCCACGCCAAUGACUACGACCCCCAGAGAAUCUUCAUGGGACCAUACAAGGAUCGUCCCACAGACCUGAUCCCCAAGCUGAGAGGGGUGCUGACCAACCCUAACUGUGAGUACCACCCUAACUUCGUGGCGAUCCAUACCCUGGCAACGUGGUGCCGGUCUGAAGGAGGACGAGUAGGAGGACAGAGAGACGUGGAGAUGACAGGUGGUGAUGAUGAUGAGGCAGGCUCAGACCCCUGCUACAGCCCCAAGAGAGCCCUCACCCUGGCCCUGACUGACUGGCUACAGGAGUUCCUCAGCACGGACCAGCCUGGAGGCCUUCGACCUCUGAACCCCACCCACCUGAAGAAAGAGUCCUCUGACGAGGAGCCCAUGCAGACUGACGUGGGAGACCCCGUGUACGUGCCAGGUUCUGGGGACAACCCCCUGUUCACUGCAGAACCCCUGACCCUGGACGAUCUCCAGCUCCUCUCAGAACUGUUCUACCUGCCGUAUGAACACGGUUCUACUGCUAGAACCAUGCUGACGGAACUGGACUGGCUCAAAGCACACAGAGAAGCAGUGGGAGAUGCAGAGACUGAGAUGACAGCAGAGUGGCGUUCCAGGGCGAAGUGUUUUGACGUGAUGUGUGUUGCUGUGUUUACCAUGUUUAACCGCCUGUCCAACGCCCCCAACCGGAGCAUCCUCUACGACCUCUACAACUACAUCUGUGACAUCAAGAGUGGUGUCACCCUGGCCCGCGCCUACGUCAAACAAUUGGGGGGGCAGAGUAGGCCCUCAGCCCAGGUCAUGACUGAUGACCCAGAGCCCUGGGGGUUUAGAGGGGGUCUCUCCGGGGAGUUCCAGAGAAUGCUGCCUUGCCAUGGUAACAGAGAUCUGUUCCGUCACCCUCCUAUGACAUCAGUGUAUUCUAUACGACCCUUCUGCCCAGAAGACAAGACUGAGAUACAGAAGAUCCACAUGGAGAUGCAGAGAGGAGAGGCCAAGGCUCCUGCAGUAGCACUACCUGCUCUGAUCAGUGAUGGGCUAGCAGGAGGGCAGCUGUCCCCCUCCCCAAACUGUGGUCUGGUUCUGGAGGAUGAUGGAGGGGCAGCUGCACUGAACAACCAGAGGACAUUGCCAGGGGACUUCCCUUCCUUGGUAACCAUGCAGCUCCACCCCCGGGUUACAGACCCCGCCCCCGCCAGGCGUAUGAUUGGCAGCCUGCUCUCGUUGAUGAAGACCAGUGGUUCCAGAGGUGUGUUCUGUGAGCUGAGGCAGGCUGACAGGAGGAUGUUUGACUUCUACUCUAAACUGGGCUCCUUCACAACGCUCACUAUGGCGGGCUGCCUCAGGACGUCGUCGCCAUGGGAACCAGCUUGUAAACUUGCCACCACCUUGCACUACUACGUCGUCAGGUUUUUAAAUUGACCUUUUGGAUAACCGGGACGAGAACUUUUGAUUAAUUCAGCUGUUUAUUUGAUGGCCAUGCGUCAAUCAAUUACUAUAGGAUGAUGUGUGAAAUGUAUCUGAUCAAGUUUGUCACUGGGAUCCACCUUGUUUGACUGAGUAUUUGUGGAACGUAAUCUUUGUAAAUUCCGUCUUUACAAUCCCAUAUUGAAGUGAAUGAUUGACGCAUUUAAAUCAGCCUGUAAGAGGAUCUAACUAAUGUACUGUAUCUGUUGAUCAAUAAAGAUUUGAAAAUUUUGAA
Molecule: messenger RNA, 2716 nt
Organism: Oncorhynchus masou masou (cherry salmon)
Lineage: Eukaryota; Metazoa; Chordata; Actinopteri; Salmoniformes; Salmonidae
Gene: ogal
Product: O-GlcNAcase like
Biological process (GO): glycoprotein metabolic process
Molecular function (GO): beta-N-acetylglucosaminidase activity
Source: RefSeq, a predicted model, not a curated record